Athalia rosae (coleseed sawfly) is the source of this 1215-nucleotide messenger RNA. It is a transcript of the gene GXIVsPLA2, whose product is annotated as group XIIA secretory phospholipase A2. The transcript is spliced from 3 exons. NCBI's taxonomy places the organism in Eukaryota, Metazoa, Arthropoda, Insecta, Hymenoptera, Athaliidae. Gene Ontology annotation, molecular function: calcium ion binding; A2-type glycerophospholipase activity. The record is from RefSeq and is a predicted model, not a curated record. Gene Ontology annotation, cellular component: extracellular region. Bases 292 to 885 code for a protein of 197 amino acids. Gene Ontology annotation, biological process: lipid catabolic process; phospholipid metabolic process; arachidonate secretion.
GUCCGGAUUAGCAGAUGUGGCAUAUUGAUAUUAAUCGCGUAAUCAUAACGAUAAGCGUCAUAAGCUUCACAUACAAUGUAUCAAGGGUAUAUUAAAAAAAUUCUGACAGAUCAGGAAAGGUGUGUCACACAUACUUUGGUAUCAGUAUGAAAAAUAUGCACUUAUCCAUAAUUUCCACGUUUAGACAAUUGUGGACUAAAAAUAUCUUUUCAGUUCUGGCAACUGAGUAAACGUUUAGAAUCGAUUUUGAUUCAGUUUACAACAAGUUUGCAUACGCGGCAAUUCGCAAUAAUGCGUUUCUCAAAGUACAGAAAGAUUCUUGUCUAUGCUGUCACAUUCUUAGCUUACGCUUGGUCGGGCUAUGGAGCUGAUUUAUUGGGAAAUAUUCGGGACGCAGUUUUAUCUGCUGAAAGCAUAUUUGGUGAUUUUUUUCAAAAUGCUGUGACUGUUGCCAAAAAAUUCAGAGAUGUUCAUGAAGUCAUUGAUGCUGCAGCCGAGGAUUCAUGCAUUUACCGAUGCCCUGGAGGUGCAUUACCAAAGCCAAAUUGGAAUCACAAACCAAAGAGCAAUGGAUGCGGAGCAAUGGGAUUAGAGCAAUUUCAAGAAUUUUUUACCAAUGAUGAGAUCAAGAUUUGCUGUGACAACCAUGACAUCUGCUACGAUACUUGCAACUCUGACAAAGAAAAAUGCGAUUUGGAUUUCAAACGAUGUCUGUACAAGUAUUGUGAUACCUUGGAAUCAACCAGUAUAAAUGUAAUGAGAGCUUGCAGAGCUGCAGCAAAACUGUAUUUUGCUGGCACCACAACGUUUGGAUGUAAAAGUUUUCUUGAUUCUCAGAAGCAAGCGUGCUAUUGCAAUGAAAAAUGGAAUUCUAGAUACAAAUAACCAAAGGAAAAUGUAUGAACUGUUUGAGUAAAUUUGCAUUAGGUAACCAAUUUAAUUGCGAGGAUAUUUGUAGUAAUUAAAGCAUAGAAAUUUGUAUAAACUGUAUUAAGACUGGAGACUAAUUAUGACAAUUAUGAGAUCAGAGUAUUGACCAUGUCAUUAUUAAUUGUCUUUUACAACAAACAGGAGUAUGUAAGCAAUAUCCAAGGGUUGUAAGCCAAGUUUUUGAUGGUGUUCAUCAUUUUCAAUAACUGUACUUAUUGUACCUGUACAUGAUAAACUAUUUUUAUGUAAGUCUGUGAAAAAAUAGAAGUUUUUUAUCAAACCUUA